This is a messenger RNA of Symbiodinium sp. CCMP2456, 924 nucleotides long. The record is from the annotation of a GenBank genome assembly. Lineage: Eukaryota; Dinophyceae; Suessiales; Symbiodiniaceae.
AUGACAUUUGCUGAGCGACACACGGCCAUGGUGCCAUGGGGCUCUCUGGUUCUGGCGAGCGGCACUGUUUGCGCACACACGCUAGAGCACUGCUUGCGCUGUCGGAAACAAUGCAGCGAACUUUUCGACUUCAGUGGAGAUGCACUGCUCCACGGCAAGUUUUGGGUUCUCAUCUCUUGCAGCUUCUUUCAUGGCACACACUCGCACCUUUUGCGAGAAGUGUUUCUCCUACUACUUGUGGGUGUUCCAGCAGAAGAGGAGUUGGGAACGCUUGUUUUCGUCGCUGCAUACUUAAUCUCCGGGGCGUUUGGAGCCGUCUUCAGCUGGUUGACGUUGCGGCGGACGUUGCGGAACAGCCCAGACUAUGCAGCCAUGCCCAGGCAUCACGUGGAUGCGGUGGCAGACCUUUCCAACAGCCGAGGAGCCAGCUCCUGCGUGUAUGGGGCUGCUGUCCUGGCGAUUCUUGUCGCUGGAGACCGUGGCCUGAAAGACUGUUUCGGGGCCAGUUCCGCUGUCACAAACUCUUUGUUGCUGGCGGCUCGAGUCCUGCCAGAAGUAUUUUCGCCGAGAAGCAGCAGAAUUAGAGAAUACCCAUUCGCUGCAGCGUUUCUGGCAGCCCUGCUAGUAUUUGCUGCAUAUCGGUCACCAGUAUCGAUAUCGGUGGCACAGGCAGUCAGUCUUUGGCUUGCAGUCCACUGUUUGCUUCGCCUCUUUCCCGCUAUUGUCUCACUGCACCCGGAGCGUGAGUAUGCGGCGGUUGAUUAUGCGGGGCACGUCUAUGGCGCUUUGUAUGCGGGUCUCUGCGGCGCCUGCCACUUGCUCUUGAAUCGGAGGGCUUGUCCCAGCGCCCAGGCCUGGGUGGCCCUGGUUGUGCUUACACUUUCAACGCUUCCUCGAGAAGCUUUGCUUUAUCGUUCUGAUUGA